CCUCGGGUUGCCAACAUGGCGUGUGUCUGUUGUACACAGACAACUGUAGAAAUUAAUUCAGAUAGAAAACGCUAACUUGUUUUUAUUUUUAUUAAUAAAGUUUAGCUUUGGAUCCUUUUUCCCCCCUGGUGUGUGGCAAUGUUUGCCAAUGUGAUAUUACAUGCGACGAAAUGAACGGGAAAGCAGUGAGUGUUUAACGUUUCGUUGGCUGGGUCACUGCCCGUUUUCUAUCUAGCAUUGCUGUCUGGGUUUAGUUUUGUUUUUGUCCCGGGUCUAAUCCUGAACUGGGUCGAAUGAAGACUGUGGGUGGUAUUGGUAACCCCGUCGAGCCCGUCAGCUGUUUCCUAGAAUGAAAGCUCUGAAGGACAACUUCUUCUACUCCAGGAUAGGAGCUGAUGGGGUGUUUGAAGAUGACCGGCAUGUCCUGGUGGAGGAACAGAAGUCAUGCAGGGCCCGAGCUCGCUGCUUCUCCCUGGAAACCAACCGACGAAGGAAGGUUCUGGAGGAGAGGAGGAAGCUGUGGGACGUCCAGGAACAGAGGCUGAGGAGAGCAUCCUACAGCAACGUAAACAGAGAGUCCAGGAUGCUACCGAACGCUACCAGAGGGCGCAUCUGCCCCCCUCACAGAGACGCAGACAAUCUUUCAGGAAGACCACCCUUAAUAUCGAGGAGGCACUUAAUCACAUACAAGGCACCUUGACCUUGAGUUCCUAUACCAGACAAUCUCCCUCCCCCGACAGGAGCUGCACUUCAUCCCCUAAGCCUCCCCCGACACACAGCCCGUCUCUCCACCAGGGGACCCUGUCUGCCCUGGAGGCCUACAGCAAACUGAUGCAGGACAGAACCUUCAGCAGCUUCAAGAACAGAAUACUGUUCCUCAGCCAGCUCCAGGAGACACAGCUGAGGGACAGGGACGAUCUGCAGGACACACAGCCGAGGGAGAGGGACAAGGAGAGGGACGAGCUGCAGGACACACAGCUGAGGGACAGGGACGAACUGCAGGAGACACAGCCGAGGGACAGGGAUGAACUCCAAGGGACACAGCCGAGGGACAGGGACGAACUGCAGGGGACACAGCUGAGGGACAGGGACGAACUGCAGGGGACACAGCUGAGGGACAGGGACGAACUGCAGGGGACACAGCUGAGGGACAGGGACGAACUGCAGGGGACACAGCUGAGGGACAGGGACGAACUGCAGGAGACACAGCCGAGGGACAGGGACGAACUGCAGGGGACACAGCUGAGGGACAGGGACGAACUGCAGGGGACACAGCUGAGGGACAGGGACGAACUGCAAGGGACACAGCCGAGGGACAGGGACGAACUGCAGGGGACACAGCUGAGGGACAGGGAGCGGGACAUGGUGUUCCUCAAUGAGCUGCAGGACACACAGCUGUGGGACAAGGAGACCUGUAGCAGUCCACAGGUAGGCAUUCAUCAUAAUGUGACUCAGUCAGAGAGCCUGUCCAGUCUGGAUAGCUUGGAAAUGGAGGACGGCUUAAACCACAACAACACAGUAGAGAGAGUCCACAGCUCUUGGUUAGAUCACCAGAGACACCCCAAUGGUCCAUCCUCUGACUUGUCCUUUUGUCCACCAACAAAGAGUUUCCUAAGUGGUAACCUCCUAAUCCAACAGGGCAAAGUUGAUGCUAGCCCUCAGCCACCCAGACCAAGGCAGACAGAGGAGUCUGUCGAAGAUUGUAACAGCAGACUGCACCAGCUCUCUCAGGCCACUGGGUGGCAGAGUUGUACAGACCAAUUAUCAUCACAGAGUAACACUAUAACCCAGCCCCCACUCCUCAGUGUCAGUCACCACAGCCUGCUAACUCUGAGUGGGAUUAUAGAUACAUCCUCAAUACGUUCAGAUAACGGUGACCAACACUCUCAGGAGAGGGAAAGUCAUCUGAGGGGGGACCACAGAGUCUCGGGGGUCGUAGCGUUCUCCAAGGCUUCUACCCCAGACAGAACGCUGCUAGAGUUCACCUCUUGUCUGAUCCCAGAGGGAAAGUUAGAAUUUAGGCAGCAGGUGAGAGACCCGGAGGACAAGUAUUCCAAACAACCGUCGGCGACACAGGUCCUUCUGCCUGGGAAAACUUGCAGCCACAAAGACCUUCUGUGUGAAGCCCCCUCCUCAAACCCUGAUCAUAUCCUCAGUUAUAACACUAAAAGUAGCUCAGGGGUCAGAGAGGACACGGCCAACAUUCAGCCAACAAAAAGCACACAACACCAGUCACACGGGAGCAAACCCAGUGUAGAAAAUGCCAUGAACAACCUCAACAAAGGGACCAACUCUGAGCCCAAAGCAGGGGCCAACUCUGAGCCCAAAGCAAGGACCGACUCUGAGCCCAAAGCAAGGCCCAACUCUGAGCCCAAAGCAAGGCCCAACUCUGAGCCCAAAGCAAGGCCCAACUCUGAGCCCAAAGCAAGGACCAACUCUGAGCCCAAAGCAAGGCCCAACUCUGAGCCCAAAGCAAGGCUCAACUCUGAGCCCAAAGCAAGGCCCAACUCUGAGCCCAAAGCCGAGAGGUCUAAGAACACAGACCCUCUCAGUCAGACAUUGGGUCAUUGUAAUAUCAGGUCUGACUUCCCUAAAGGCCAAAAGAGCCUGCAGGUGGAAAUAACACCAACACACCUCCCAGAUACACCUCCAUCUCCUCCACCUGUAGCUGUUGUCAGCACAGCCACAGAUCAUAAAGGCACUGAAGUCCGAUGCAUAAAGGGAAUUCUUAAAAAACAAUCAAAAUACGGCGUGUCGGGAGGAAACGCUUGUUCUGGUAUGUAUAACGCCAGGCAUUUAAUAUUCACCAAACAAUUCACCAUGUCCAUCAGAGAUAGUGUGGAACUGACCCGAAGGAAAGGCAAGGAUGCAGACAAGAUGAUCAAAAAGAAGAUACGCUGGUUUGACGAGGUAAAUCUGGAGGAAGAGGAGGAGAUGGAACGGAGUCCUAUAACAAACAACAAGUGUGUUUCUGAGUAUCCACUACCUCCACAUAAACACUCAGCAUCAUCAGACCACCAACAGGGUCAGGGCCAGACGGUGGCCACCAACACCCCUCUGGCCUCCACCGGCUAUCACUUUACCAAGCAGGCCUGGGCAGAUGUCAGGGUCCAGGAGAACAGGCUGCAGGGGCACCAGGGGAUCCAGGAGAGAGGCCAGGAGGCCAGGGAGACAAGAGUAGAAGCCAGGGAGGUCAAGGUCCAGCGGGGGAGCUGGGGGAGAACCGUGUGCCCCAGAGUCCCCAGGAGAGUGAGAUCUGCCAGGGCAGGGAUGGAUCCUGUUUCGUCCCGCUCCAGAAAAGGCACGGUCAUCAGACCCCAAUCUGCUACGGAGGCCAGCAGCCACGUGGCCUGGGUGACCCACGGCAAGGUCAUGGUGCCUCGUCCCCCGCCCCGCACUGAAACCAUGGAACCAAAAACACACACAAGAGAGACGGAUGCUGUAGUAUCCUACACCAGCAAGACUCCUUACAACAUGGAUCACUCUAAUGACACCACCAAGACUCCUUACAACAUGGAUCAGUCUAACUCUGCUGCUACUAAAGCAGGGAUUCCUGUAGAUGAGGCUUUGUGUAAUAAUAACACCCUGGACAGCCUCGCCCCGUCCCAGACCCGUACACAUGUCAUUAGGGCAGAUAGCAGCGUUAUUUCCAACCCAUCCAAGGCCACCCCCAUGUCAGGCCAGCAGGACGCCCAGGGAGAGGCUGCCAGAUGGGGGCUUCUGUACCAUGAGAAUGGCCUCUGUCUGGACCGUACUCCCACAGACGAGGAGAUCUCCCAGCUCUGGCAUGGAGUCCGUAGUGCCUUAGCCACCAAGGAGGGUGACCCUAUAACUGUCCUGCCUCAAGCACGUGCCAACCUGUCUCGCGUUACUAUCAACGGGGACAGCCUGAUCAACGGAGUUAAAGCCAUCACCACGAUGGGAGACUUCUUCCUCUCCCCAACCAAUGUCAGGAGCGUGGUGAGGAGACAACCCCAGGAGAGUCGUGGUAGUGGGGCCAGGAGGAGAGGAACAACUGGCUCAGGGAACAGAAGGCUUCCUCUACCCUCCCAGUCUCAGGCCAUGGUGCUGAUAACACCAUUACACAGCAAACAUGACCUGACACAUCAACAUGAAGAGUAUGCAGAAGUGGAGGCCCACAGUGAAGGCCUGCUGGCAGACAGUGAUAUAGUGUUUGCCAAGGAAACGAUGCCAUCCCAGAGGCUAGAGCCAGGUGGAGGUCACAGCCAGCACCAGGGCCAAUCGAUCACUCCCAGCCACAGCCAGGGGCACCAGGCCCGGGGGCACCAGGGGCACCAAGCCCGGGGGCACCAGGGGCACCAAGCCCAAGAGCAGGGCCAGGUCUCCAUCAUCACCAACAUCUCCCUGGAGGAGCAGAAAGUGCUGCUGUCCCUGAAUCGACUCAAUCGUCGGCUGCAGUAUGUGCAGGCCUCAGCUGGAGGCAGCCCUGCAGACAAAGCUUUCCCGCGUGGCGAAGCGCCCUUUACAGAGGAAGGGACGGGUGCUGCCCACCGUAAACACCGCACGGUCUCCACCGACAACCGCCCGAGAACCCAGAGGAGAUUCUGACACAACGGUCCAAUAUGGCCGCCUGAAUGUCACUCUGUCAGCUUGUGCUUCACUCCAACCUUAUACACUGCUGUUUGACAAAAAAUAUCUUUAUAAUAACCCUCCCCGAGUUUCAUCACCACCACUAACUCUCUCUGCUGGGAUGAAGACUUCACAACCCAGGACUGUGAAUAAGUCCAUUAUCAAAUUACAGUACUUAUAUUGACUUAUUUACACAUUAUAGUUUCAGUCUUAUAUACAGUCAGGCUUUGCUAUUUGGUUUUGACCUUUAAUUGAUAGAGAUUAUUUUUGUAUUAAAUACAUAUAUUUAUUUUCCCGAAGAAUUGUGGGGUGUGUGUGUAUAUAUUUGUACACAAUGAUUGUACACAAUUUAUUGUGUAUCGUAUUGGUAUCAUUGUAUUGUACACAAUGAUACCAAUAGGAUUGUAUACGAAUGUGUGUCAGUGUGUAAACUAAUCUUGAUAAUGAUAAAGCAAAAUAAAGUCAUUCUGUCCUCACGUUUAGUUUUGUUCCGUUUCUGAAAGGUGACGAAGGCGCCGUUUGUUGAGGAUCGUCCUCUAGGGGGGGGUCACAAGUUACCUCUUGUCUAAAGGAUGUUCAUAAGAUGUGAAACCCGUUUGUGUGAUGCAACGUCGACAGUCUUUUCAAUUCCAUUCAACUUGAUCACAGGUGUGUGUGUUGAUUGUUGUUGGGGGCCAGUUGAUCACAGGUGUGUGUGUUGAUUGUUGUUGGGGGCCAGUUGAUCACAGGUGUGUGUGUUGAUUGU
This is a messenger RNA of Oncorhynchus gorbuscha (pink salmon), 5335 nucleotides long. Its product is annotated as centrosomal protein of 126 kDa-like. The transcript is spliced from 12 exons. Lineage: Eukaryota; Metazoa; Chordata; Actinopteri; Salmoniformes; Salmonidae. Gene Ontology annotation, biological process: cytoplasmic microtubule organization; mitotic spindle organization; non-motile cilium assembly. Bases 445 to 4569 code for a protein of 1374 amino acids. Gene Ontology annotation, cellular component: midbody; centrosome; ciliary base. The record is from RefSeq and is a predicted model, not a curated record.